This is a messenger RNA of Klebsormidium nitens, 2241 nucleotides long. The record is from the annotation of a GenBank genome assembly. Lineage: Eukaryota; Viridiplantae; Streptophyta; Klebsormidiophyceae; Klebsormidiales; Klebsormidiaceae.
CAAGUUGUUGCUUUGGCAAAGCCACUCUGCAAGUCCCUGAGAAAAGCACGACUCUGUUUGACAGCCAUUUUGGCACGAAACCUCAGAAAAAAUGAUCGGUGUCAAAGCUGACACUCUGCGCCAAGCACCCUUUGAUGUCACACUUUGUCACACCGAAAAGGUUGCACCAUUUGCCAAUUCGAGUUUUUUGAAGGAUUGAACACUUUCUUGCAUGCCAUUGCCAUCUUUCGAGCUUGCUACCCAACAUUUCUUCAGCCUGUUCUGAUCGAGGCGACAGAGCAGAAAGCCAAGGGAGGACGUGGUUCUAGACCGUCUUACUGCCCACUUCAAAGGUCAAAGCUAGCUUUUCUGACAGCGGUUAGCCUCGCAAUGGACCAAGCGCAGAUCGGGCAGCUGAAGGUUGCCGAGUUGAAAGAGGAGUUGAAAAAGAGGGGUCUUCCGCUCAAGGGAUUAAAGGCGGAGCUUGCAGAGCGGCUAUCAGAAGCGGUUCGGCAGGAAAGCCAACCAGUACUCAUAGAGUCUGAACAGCUUGAGGCAGAGGCAAAAACCAACACUGUUGCCGACCAAGAUGGAGCGGCUGAUGAUGUCGCAAAUCAAAUGGAGAUUGCAGAGAUCGCCAAGAAGCAAGAGGAUCUUUCUGCAGAACCAGAGAUGGUUGCAGAUGGAAAGGCAACUACAGAAGACCCUCCGGUGCUGUCUCCAGUGGCGGAGACUUUGAUUAUUGGAAAGACAGAGAAGGAACAGCAGCCGGCUGAAGCAGAUGCCCACAUCUCAGCCAGGGGCCCUUUUGAAAUUGAAGCUCCUGCAGCAACAGCCCCUGAGGAUUAUGGACGGGACACUGCGCCAGCACUGCCUGCGGAGAAUGGAAGCAAGGAGGACGCUAAGCCUGAGCUGCAUUCUGACACUCAGAUUGAAGACACCCGCCUUGACGAUCCCAAAGCGCCUGAGGCUGGCCCUGCAGAGGUUCCUGUGGGAGGUCCACCACCCGAAGCUCCUUCCGUAGAAAAAGCGGGAGACCUUUUGAAACCUGAAGCGUCUGAUGGUGCUCUGGGUCCAAGUGAGGGAGGAGGCAGGGCAGAGGGCGAAGCGCUUGAGAAUGCUCAGCCCAAGACAGUGGAACAGCCUCCAACAACUGAGCAUCCCGACAGGAGCGGAGUCGACACGAGCGUUCCAAGCAGUAGUGCAAUGGAAGAGGAGCAAGGUGAAAUGGGCAAAGAACCCAGGCGAGAGAGCGGCGUAAAGAGGAGUCAGAAGGAAGAUGGGAGGUUGGAGAAUGGAGGUGAAAAGGAGGGCCGCCCUGCUAAGUUCCAGAAAGUGGAGGCAGCGAAAGAGCGAAGUGUGCAGACCAGCAAGCCCGUUCAAAGGCAUGACAGUCCAGACAAGAAGGAGGAUACACAAGGCAAGCCUGCAGAGCAGGAGAAGAGCGUAAGACCUGCAGACAGGACCCAGACGAGGCCAAUUGCUCGCCUGGCAAUCAGGAGCAAUGGAGAGGCGGGGAAGAGAGAUGUCCCGGCUUCUGCGCGUCCAGCAACCCGUUCGGUGCGUGUCAACAACCUUGUCCGGCCAUUUACUGAGAGGGCCCUUCGUGCGCUGCUGAGCGAAACUGGAACCAUUGAGGAGAACGGAUUCUGGAUGGACUCGAUCAAGACGCACUGCUUUGUCAUGUUCAAAUCCGUCGAGGACGCCGUGCGCACGCGGGAGGCCCUGUUCAACUUGCAGUGGCCUCCCUUGGGGGGCAAGCACUUGGUGGUCAGCUUCGUUGCAGAGUCGGAAGUAGAGAGCAGAGUGAAGGGGGCUGCCGUGCCUCCUCCGCCAAAUGCUGCGGCGGCGGCCAGCCGAAGCGCCGGAAAAGAGGAGGCUGCCAAGGGGACGGCAAGUCAGAGGGUGGUGCUCCCUGUGAAGGAGAGGCUGACUCUACCGGUCGCUGAGAAGCCCGUUCCAGUAGUGGCAGAGCCUGCCAUGCGGUCGCUUGACGAUCUCUUCCGGAAGACAACCGCCAAACCAUGCAUCUAUUGGCUCCCCUUGACGGAAGAACAAGUUAAAGAACAGAAACAAAAAGAAGAAAAUGCACCACCAGGCAAAGGGACUGCUGCGUAGUUGGCUUUGCACUUCGGAGCUACAUCUACUUUGUACUUCGAGCAGAAGUUGAUCAACGAUACAUGCGAGGCGUCAAAGACGAGGUCUUCUAUGCUUCACCUGCUCCAUUUCUGAGCAUCUCUUUUUCAUCCCGUGACACAUGCU